GAGCGCGCGCGCGCGGUCUGUCAGAGUUCUGCGGGGCUUCUACGCAAGACUCAAAACUCUAUAGCUUAACGCGAAAUGAACGUAUUAGUAGCCUUAAAAUAAUGCCUGUCUUUAUGAAAACGAUCCGCAUAUUUGAUUUGUUCUUUUUGUUGCGUCUGGUUGGUGCGUUUGAUGCGCCGCGUGAAGUGCCGGUGAUGGUGGGAGAUUCUGUCACUCUGGACUCUAACGCUUCAGAAAUAGAGCGGGCGAACGAGGUCGAGUGGAGAUUUAAUGACAUUCGCAUAGCUAACUUUAUCAAGGGCGACGCCACCUAUCACGAGAGAUUUAAAGACAGACUGAAGCUGGACAGAAACGGGUCCCUCACAAUCAAAGACACCAGAAUAACAGACACCGGAGUCUUUAAAUGCACCGUUAUCAGUACUAGGGAGAGAGUCGAGAGAUUCCGUGUUACUAUUUAUGCUCCACUAUCCAUUCCUGUCGUCACCAGUGACACUUCACAGUGUUCAUCAUCAUCAUCUUCAUCAACCUGUUCACUGCUGUGUUCGGUGGUGAACGUGAGUCACGUGACUCUCUCCUGGUACAAAGGAAACAGUUUAUUGUCCAGCAUCAGUGUGUCUGAUCUCAGCAUCAGUCUCUCUCUACCUCUGGAGGUGGAAUAUCAGGAGAAAAACACCUACAGCUGUGUGAUCAACAACCCCAUCAGAAACCAGACCAGACAUGUCUGCAUUACCGACCUCUGUCGUUUGUGUUCAGUUCCCUCUUCAAAUGAAGUCCAUUAUGGAGAAGGGACUGAAGCUGUGAUCCGAUUGGUCGUCACUGCUCUAGUGGGCGUGGCUGCUGUGGCUGCUUUCAUUGUGCUGGUGUAUGACAUCAGAUCCAGAAGAGUUGAAAAGGAUGUUCUAAAACAUUAAUAAAGCCUUUUUACAGACUGUGGUGAUGUGUCAGCAUAACAAAUAUAGUUGUAUGGUUAUAUUUUUUUAUAUUUUCAUUGAUAUAUAUAUAUAUAUAUAUAUAUAUAUAUAUAUAUAUAUAUAUAUAUA
Messenger RNA from Puntigrus tetrazona (Sumatra barb), 1040 nucleotides. Its product is annotated as SLAM family member 5-like. NCBI's taxonomy places the organism in Eukaryota, Metazoa, Chordata, Actinopteri, Cypriniformes, Cyprinidae. Bases 102 to 911 code for a protein of 269 amino acids. The transcript is spliced from 4 exons. The record is from RefSeq and is a predicted model, not a curated record.